AUGUUUGAUCAAGCUUGUGAUGAUGCUCAAAAAUUUUGUUUGUGUGGAAGUAGUGAUGAGUCGUCGUUUAUGAUAUGCUGCGAUCAUUGCGGAAUCUGGUACCAUGGGGCGUGCUUGCAGGUUACUCGUGUCCAGGCAAAGCGUAUUGAAACAUAUGCUUGCCCUCCUUGCAUCAGCAAAGAUCCAAAUUUAGCAAUCAUAUAUCGUGCUGCGAAAAAAGAGCGAGAAAAGGGACUGAAUCAGGAGCAGCAACAUAAAGUUAGAAGAAACAGAAAUGAUAGCUCGGUAGAAAGUUCGUCGAAUCGUCCUGUAAAGGAAGAAAAUGGUUUGCUUGUUGAGACCCUCCUGUAUUAUUUCACAAUUCCUUAUCAAGAAAAUGAAUUAGAUCGUUUUAUCGUACGAGUUGAAUAUGCUGUCUAA
Messenger RNA from Thelazia callipaeda (thelaziosis nematode), 420 nucleotides. The record is from the annotation of a GenBank genome assembly. Lineage: Eukaryota; Metazoa; Nematoda; Chromadorea; Rhabditida; Thelaziidae.